Messenger RNA from Acanthopagrus latus (yellowfin seabream), 1818 nucleotides. RefSeq names its product nanos homolog 1-like. Gene Ontology annotation, molecular function: mRNA binding; zinc ion binding. Gene Ontology annotation, biological process: oogenesis; negative regulation of translation. Bases 148 to 825 code for a protein of 225 amino acids. Gene Ontology annotation, cellular component: perinuclear region of cytoplasm. NCBI's taxonomy places the organism in Eukaryota, Metazoa, Chordata, Actinopteri, Spariformes, Sparidae. The transcript has a single exon. The record is from RefSeq and is a predicted model, not a curated record.
UUAUCUGCGCCUACAUGUUGAGCUGCGCUGCACACCGGACCGAGCCAGAGAAGAGAGCCGAGCACCUCCACAGACAACCCAAUGCUGACACCCGAACCGCCUUUUCACUCCUGCGGAUUUUAAAACUCUGCAGCUCCAAACUCCAGGAUGGAUUUUUUAGAGCGCGGCUACCUGGAAGCGCGUUCUCCUUAUGAUUACACCUUUAAUUUUUGGAACGACUACCUCGGCCUGUCGACACUUGUCGCCAAGAACAAGAGCCCGUCCUGCAGCCCCAACUCUAUCACCGAGUCCCUGAAAGCGACCCUGGGCUUGGAGGAUGACUCCCCGGUUUGCUCCUGCGUAAUUGGGCACGGCAGGGACGGCGACGGACACUUGGAGUGCUGCUGCGCGGCUCCUGGCUCCCCGCCGAUCUCCAUCUACGACCUGAAGGAGCGCAUCUCGCUCCUCAGGCCGUACGAGCAACUUGCGGGUGAUUCGCAGCUGGCGGACAGAGAUUCACAGUCCUACAGGGGAAGCUUCGCCGGGCUCGACCUGCUCUCCAUGGACAGGAGGCGCAAACAGACUCAGAGAGGAAAACCCGAGCCGAAGGUGUGCGUCUUCUGUCGGAAUAACGGCGCGCCGGAGGAAGUUUACGGCACCCACAUCCUGAAGACAGCGGACGGGAGGGUCCUGUGCCCCAUCCUCCGGGCAUACACCUGCCCCCUCUGCAGUGCCAACGGAGACAAUGCGCACACCAUCAAGUACUGCCCGCUGUCUAAAGACCAGGCGAGCCAGAGGAUGGCAAAGGGAGGCAGAUCUGUGGGGAAGAGGCUGAAAAUCUUCUAAAAAAAAAAAAAAAGAAGAGAAGCUGAAUGAAGUUUGAGUUGCACUGUAAAUUACUAGCGUGUGCGGCGGUAAUCUUCGCCCCCCCUCAUUUCAUGCACAAGACAAGUCUGGAGAGAGAUUUAAAGACAAUUUUUUUUUGUAUUGAUCUUCUUUUGACGUGUCACAGCUUCAUUUAGUCUCUCCUGUUACUCUAUGGGCACAUAGUUUACACCUGGACGCAUUACGCGCAGUAUCCUUCCUCCUCCUCCUCCUCCUCCUCCUCCUCCUUCUGCAGCACUCUUAAAUGACUUGGUGAUCAAAAAAAAAGAAAGAAGAAAUGAACCAAAGUACUGUACAGAUCGACCUGUGAAUGACCAACCUUCAUGCUGUAAUCAGAAGUUGCCAGAACAAACAAAAGCCUGCUCUGCUCUCUGGGGGCUCAUGAGAUGCCAACAUGAAUGAAUAUGCAGCACUCCUGAUAUGAGAUGAAUGUUUUAAGUCCCAUAACUUGGAUGUGAGAAGAUACACUUCUUUAUAUCGAAGCACAUUUUAGUUUUUUUUCUUCUUCUUCCUGAGAUAAAUGUUUUCUACCAAAGGAAUACACUUUUUGUACUGACACUUAGCUCUUGUUCUCUUGUUUAUAUAUGUAUGUUGGAUGUCUUAUAUCCUUUACGUGACUCUGUGUGGAUAGAAUUUUGCAGAUAUCAACUGAAUGUAAAGACGGCAGGAGGCGAGAUGUGACGUUCAGUUUCACCCACAAGCUCUUUUCAAGUAGCUCCAAGCUUUCAGUUUCCUGUCAGACGGUCACAGCACACAGAUUCCUGAAUUUGAACGUUUUCUUUCACCUGGUAUUCUUGUAAAUGUGUCAAAAGGUGGGGCGGAAACUCAGCCCGACAUUCCAAAGUCUUUAUCUGUCAAUAGAAAAUGUUUUAUGUACUUAUUUUUACCUUAUGUAUCAUUGGGAAAUAUAUUCACUGUAAAUGACCCUCUGAAUAAACAUGUCAUUUGCAUUUU